UAAAGCGUAUGUUAAUAUUGUUAAUCAUGUACAAUGAUAGAACAACUACUGCCUAAAUGGAAUUAGAGUAGCCGACAAAACCAUUGAAGAUACCGUCUCAUCCAGUUUGAAAUGUGUUUGUGGUCGUGCAUCCAUGCUGUGACUGUUAGUAAUAACAUAACUUGAUUUGUGCAGGAAAUUGACAUCUUAUGAUAGAUUGCUUGUUGAAAAUACUGCAUCACAGUAAUGUUAAUAAGAAUAUGGUUAUUUGGAUUAACAUUGACUGUAGUGUCAUGUGACCUUAGUGGAGAAAACAUUUGCGAAACUGAAGAACGAUACCCAUUGAAUGUUACGGAGUUUUAUAUGAAGAAUGUUACAGUGAGAAAUUACAAAUGGUGCAUGGGGUUCCCUCCAAGAUGUUCAUUUUAUACCUUGAAGGAGAUGAAGGUCCCUCAUGUUGUUAUAAAAACGCAGAUCAAACAUGUGAGAAAAUGUUGCCCUGGAUUCUCGCUGAAUUCAAGAAGAGAUGCAUGCGUGCAGUGCAAGAAAUGUUACGAGGGAACCUGUGGAAAGGAUGGAAAAUGUCUUUGUAAUCCGGGUUUCCGUGGAGACGACUGUGCUGAUGUUUGCCAACCUAUGCGUUGGGGAUUAAAUUGCCAGCAAGAAUGUUUAUGCGAGCAUGGUGUUUGCAACCCAAGAACUGGAAGCUGUGACUGUCCAACAGGAUGGUUUGGAACAAGAUGUGAAGUCCCAUGUCUCGAAGGAUUCUACGGCAAAGAUUGCAACUACAGGUGCAGCUGUGGUGAAAGAGAUCUCUGCAGUCCUGAAACAGGAGAAUGCUUGACAAAACCACCACGGCAACAAGAACAUCAGUCAACACGUGCAAUUCACUAUAUGACAGAUGAUAUUGUGAACUUAACACUCUCGUUGAAUAAGCAUAGAUCGACACCAUCCUUGAAAAAGUACUACGCAUUUGACUUGGAACUAAAUAAUAACAAUGAAACAGAAGGCAGAGAAGUGCAUAUCGACGAAAAUGUAAUACCAAAAGUCAAUCGAAAAGAUAGUUGGCCAAGCACAACAGUUUCAAUAAAAAUUAAACAUAAAAAUCAUUAUGGAGGCUUAAUAAACAGUGCAGAAGAUUCUGCGGAAAGUACAACAGAAAUGAGCGCGGAAAUAGAUCGUAAGAUAGAAAAUGUAGCAAUCAUAGGUGAAGAUGGAUCCUUGGAACAAAAUGGUAGAGUCAGUUCUGAAGAACAAUCUCAAGAAAUAAUCGACGAAAAGUUCGAAUCCAAAGAAAAAUAUAGUUUACAAAAAACAAAGGUAAAGAAAGAAAAUAAAACAGGACAUAAUAAAGAAGAAUUACAAACUCACAUAUCAGAAGAAUCGCCAAAUGAAAUUGAAGUAUCCCAUAAUAAACAUCAAAAGAGUGCUGAUGAUUCCAACUAUCGAAAUCAAAAGAUGCUUAAAUCUGUACCGUUCAAUACUAUGUUGUCUGUAAAUACGCAUAAUUCACAAGUAAAUAAAGGUUACCAUUCACCGAAAAAAAAUGAAAGUAUAUCUUCCGAGGCAUUAGAUUCUAUUACAAAACUUACCGAAACAACUAGUAAAGUUUAUGACUUUUCCACUAGCAACAUCGAUACAAUAGAAGAAAUAAUUCCACCAACAACAUUCAAACCACAUCCAAAAACCACCACUGCGAAAAAUAAUAAAAUGAAGAACAUUAAUAAAGUCAUCGAAGAAAAUGAACUUCAGGAUUUGAAUAUUAUAAAUAAUAUACUAACCAGCAUCGAAACUACUACUCAAUAUAAUCCAACAACAGUUGAAUCCUUAAAUUUUGCCAAAAAAGGAAUUCUUCCCAUCGAUGAUGUAAUACCAUCAACGAAAAGCAUUGAAAUAAGAAAUGAUCUCCACAAUGCUGAAUCAACAGAAAACCAAAUAUUGAUGAAAGGAGCAUAUGAAAGAAGAAAUAGUCACGAAGAAAAUGGUGAAGGAGCUUCAGAAGAAUUCGAUUAUUCUACAAAUAAAAACAAUGUUACCACUCACAUGGCCAUAGUAGGUUUGGUAUCGUUCAUUUUGGUUCUUAUUCUGUCAGGAAUAAUUUUGGUGCACCAUUUCACACGAAAGAUGAGGAAGAAAACUACAAGUAUAAAAAUCGAUAAUCAGAACUAUGGGGGAAGUCAUUCUGUUUCUGUUUAUACUCACAGUAUAUUUCACACUCCAUUGCCAGAUCCUCCAACCUUCGAUAAUCCUGUAUUCAAAGCACCUUCAGAAGUAACAGCUGAUCAUAGAACAAUCCAAACACACGUGAUAUGCAGCUUGAAUUUUCCAGAAAAUAAGGCGAAUGAUGAAAAAGAAUAUACUUAUGAUCACCCACCGUCAACUGGUAGUUAUAGAGCUGCUUCAAUCCCAGAACCACCAGAAAUUUUUGAACCCCUAACCACAGAACCUGUUUAUGAUGAGAUUCCAUCGAAUAGGAAAGGGAAUCAAUCCAUAUCACCACCACCUUCUUACAAGUCAUCUAAUUUGUAUAUGAACACUUGCGGGAAGACAAGGUUUUGAAAAAACAGGGUUGCAAUUCAACAUCAUGUGAUAAGUAAACGAAGGAUUUACAUAUUCCUGCUCAUAAAUAUUUUAUGUAAGAUACUUUUAUAAUUUUUACUUGUUAUAAUCUAUUUGUAAGAAUAAAAUCUGAAAUAAAAUAUAUUUAAAAAAGUU
This is a messenger RNA of Harmonia axyridis, 2694 nucleotides long. Its product is annotated as laminin subunit gamma-1-like. The record is from RefSeq and is a predicted model, not a curated record. Lineage: Eukaryota; Metazoa; Arthropoda; Insecta; Coleoptera; Coccinellidae. Bases 226 to 2538 code for a protein of 770 amino acids. Gene Ontology annotation, molecular function: protein binding. The transcript is spliced from 9 exons.